This is a messenger RNA of Anguilla rostrata (American eel), 1666 nucleotides long. Its product is annotated as survival of motor neuron-related-splicing factor 30-like. Gene Ontology annotation, biological process: regulation of alternative mRNA splicing, via spliceosome; mRNA processing. Bases 158 to 859 code for a protein of 233 amino acids. Gene Ontology annotation, molecular function: RNA binding. NCBI's taxonomy places the organism in Eukaryota, Metazoa, Chordata, Actinopteri, Anguilliformes, Anguillidae. Gene Ontology annotation, cellular component: precatalytic spliceosome; nucleus; cytoplasm. The record is from RefSeq and is a predicted model, not a curated record. The transcript is spliced from 6 exons.
UCAUUUCAAGCAACAUCGCGAGAUUUUUUUUAGCAACGGGAAUUUCAAAGGAUCCCUGCCGCAGGUUGUGUAGUCGACCUAAAAUAAAGAUAACUUUAGACGACUUAAGCCACAAAGUAUAUUUGUCUUUUAUUUUUCUGACGUCUGAUUUAUAAAGAUGUCAGAUGAUAUGAUGAAACAGCUGGCCAGCUAUAAGGCCCAGCUGCAGCAGGUUGAAGCGGCUCUGUCAACAGAUCCUGAGAACGAGGACCUGCUUAAACUACAGAAAGACUUACAGGAAGUCCUUGAAUUAACCAAGGACCUCCUGUCGAGUCAGCCAACUGUGGCCCCUACUAGUUCUGAAAGCUCAGCCACGACCUCCCAGAGCCAUUCAUGGAAAGCAGGGGACAGCUGCAUGGCUGUUUGGAACGUGGAUGGACAGUUGUACAAGGCCGAGAUCGAGGAGAUAGACGAGGAGAACGACACGGCGGCCAUCACGUUCCUGGGCUACGGAAACGCGGAGGUCGUCCCGCUGCACGGCCUCAAGCCCGCCGAGCAGGGCGCCGCAUCGGAGGAGUCCAAAUCCAGGAGGGAGCAGAUAGCGGAGCAGAGGGAGUACAAGAAGAAGAAGGCCCAGAAGAAGGUCCAGCGGAUGAAGGAGCUGGAGCAGGAGAGGGAGGUGCAGAAGUGCAAGUGGCAGCAGUUCAACAACAAGGCCUACUCCAAGAACAAAAAAGGACAGGUGAAGAAGAGCAUAUUCGCCUCGCCCGAGAGCGUGAACGGCAAGGUCGGGGUGGGGACGUGCGGAAUAGCCGACAAGCCGAUGACCCAGUACCAGGACUCGUCCAAAUACAACGUGCGGCACCUCAUGCCGCAGUGAGCGGGACGGACGGGCGGGCGGGCGCAGCGCCACGGGCCGCGUGCGGCGCUGCCACGGAAACGCGCCCGGCCCAAGCCUGCGGGUCGAUUUAACCUGAAUGGAAUUCCGCUGGGACGCCAGAACCACUGCAGUCUGAUCUCAGAUCAGUGUUUUUAAGGGAAGCUUCCAUGCCCCCUACAGGGUCAAGGUUAAAGCAAUGCGCAGACACACACACAUACAUAUUUAAUUCUUUUCCCCUCCAUAGUAUUGGGACUGCCUUGGUGACCUCAUUUAAAAAAAAAAAAAAAUUGUUGCCCCAAUAAGCACCUCUAUUCUAGCAGUGCAGUUUCCCCGACCACAUGUUAACUUGAUCCGCGUGCUGGUUAAAAUUCAACCUGCAGAACUGGUCUCUGAAGAGGAGCACACAAAAAAACGAAAAGCGGUGGCCAUUUCUGGAGAAGAUGAUGAGACUGGAAUAGAGAUGCAUGGAGGUUUUAGUUGUUUUGUUUUUUUUGUUCCUAUUUGAUUUAUGUGUGUAGUACUGUAGUGAAGGUUGGCCUAAAAAAGCAGUAGUCUCUUGUAGUCUCAAACUAAAUAUUUAGUUUAAGGAGGAUAUUUUAUGUUGUAGAAACUGGAAUGUCAAUUUUGUAGGACAUGUUUUUCAUUAUUUUCCUUUUUGUUUCUGUACAAAGUAAAAUGCAAUGAGACUUGUUCAAGUCAACAAAUAUUAAUAGUAUUCAUAUUUUUGGAGGACUGUGCUUUUUACUAAAUUAUGCCAGGUCUUCAGUUUUGUACAUUUACCUUUUAUGAAAUAAAUGUAAAAAUGCA